This is a messenger RNA of Bursaphelenchus okinawaensis, 379 nucleotides long. NCBI's taxonomy places the organism in Eukaryota, Metazoa, Nematoda, Chromadorea, Rhabditida, Aphelenchoididae. The record is from the annotation of a GenBank genome assembly.
AUGGAAGCGAUGGAACCUGGGCAGGUGGAUAUUCUUCGACGGGAAUCUGAAGCCUCAGAUAAACUCGAGAGUUUUAUGUUGACGCAUUCGGUCCGUGGAGGAACGGGCAGUGAAUUAGGCUCGCGGUUGUUGGAGCAUCUUAACGAAGAGUAGGUUUUUUAUUACCUAAAAAUGACAUUUCUGUCGUAAUAUGACAUUUGUUACCUAAAAAUGACAUUUUUUGACUUAAAUUGACAUUUUUCAGUGUCAUUUUUUGUCAUAUAAAAGUGCAAAAAUGACAUUUCUAAUUUGACCUCAUUUCAGAUAUUUCAAGAAGAUGGUACAAACCUAUUCUGUCUUCCCAGUAAAAGGCGAAUCGAACGUCGUAGUGGAGCCAUAA